UAAAAAAAAGCAUUUAUCAGUUGAUUGCAAAUUAUUUUAGACUUUAUUUAUCAUAAAGCAGUGAGUCACAUGAGCUUCCUGUUCCGGUUUGUAGCUAAACAUCCGUCGAGGACACCGAGGAGGCGUGAGAAAACGGGAGAGGGGCGGUCCUGAUCCAGGAAAAUGAUCCGCUCCGAGGGACGUGAUUGGGUGGAAACACAACCAGAAGCAGAUUCCUAUUGGCUCAAAUUGAGAGGCGGAGUCAUGUUUUAAUAUUAAUGACGCUGCGUUCAAGGGUAGCUUUGGAAAUUAAAAUAAAACUYACGCAAAUCUUCUUUUUUCCAGUAGUUAGCGCCGCCUUUGCGUGACUCCUCAACGCCGGUGAGUGGGUUCGGAGUCAGCCCACUCUCAUCAAAACACGCUUUAGCUUUUUAACAGAAUGAGAGGCAAUAUUUCCCACGCAACCCGCGUGCCGUGAACGCACACCACCGAGCGUGAGUGUGAAAGUGGGCGUGUCCAAUCCAUGCAAACGAUCCCCCCCACGAGCGCCUUUCCCCCGUGAGCGGUGACGUGACGCGAGCGGCCCGUGUUGGUUCCAGCUGACAGGCAGAGAGGGAACGACUGGGGGGUGAAAUGAGCGUGUGUGUGCGUGCGUGCGCGCGGCUGUGCGUGACGGUAGGAAAGGGAGGGAGCGCGAGAGAGGGAGGAAAAUAAGAGCCAUCAUCUACUGGAUUUUAUUUUAUUUUUUUAAGGGGGGGUUUCUUUAUUUCUUCCAUCUGAUUUUAUUUCGCUCUUUAUGCACAGGUUUGUUUUGGAGACAUUUUUUUUUCUCCCCUCCGUCCUGGAGAUUUUCCCACCGCCGGGUUCCGGUUCUGUUCUGCUUCUGAUCAUCUGUCCCUCCUCUCUGCACCGAUCACCGCUUUUAUUUUUGCAUUUUUUUUAAAUUUAUUUAUUUUCCAAACUGUCAUCAUUUGUUUUGUCGCCGCCUGCAGAGGGGGGGUGGACUUCUCGAUCCACCGAGCACCGGACCGUACCCAGCACCAAAGGACUUGGAUCGGUUCUGAUGUCCUCAUCUGUCCGUUUAAAUAGUUCGGAGAGAAAAGCGGCGGCUGCAGCCCGGGAAGGCUCGGGCUGCCUGAGAAGAUGAAUUAAAGCCCACCAUGCAGCCAGUUUGGAGAUAAAACCCGUUUUUUAUUUUAUUUCCAUCUGUUUUUAUUUGUUUUGCACCUUUUUAUGCAUGGGACGCGCGGAACGCAGGGUUCCAGGUGGAGAUCUCGUGCGCACACACGCCUCACCUGUCCGCGCACCUUUGGACGGCGCGCCCGUCACUUGUCACUGAGUGGAUUGUUUUGAUCUCGAGCGCAUCCCGCUUCAGGUGUUUCCCCCCCACCCACCCUCACCCAUUACCCCCCUCCUCCUCUUACUCCCCACUGGAAGGUAUGUCCAGGCCUCUCACCCAGCUCCUGCCGCCGGAUAUCCCCGCGGGGGCCGCGAGCCCGCAGUUUGGGGCCAGCAGCCCGGCUGGAAGCGUCCCUCAGGGUGGACACCUGACCUCCAUGACCAACCUGAAGACCCUGCUCCAGGUGCCAAUCAAGGCCGACCAGAGGACCAAGGACUGCUGCGAGAUGAAGGACAAAGACAAGCCCCUGGAUUCUGAUGAAGACUCGAUGGGCGUUAGUGCCGGAGGGCCCGGCGGGGUGGGAGGAACCCCAGGCUCCGGCCCGCUGCGACCCAACUCCCAGUCGGCCUUCCUGGGCCCGAUGCUGUGGGAGCGGACCCUGCCGUGUGACGGAGGCCUGUUCCAGCUGCAGUACAUGGACCUGGAGGAGUUCCUGACGGAGAAUGGGAUGGGGAUGCAGAACGGACCCAGCUCCACCAGCGCUCAGAUCCCCUCCCAGAGCUCCCAGUCUGCCAUCCCCAACCAGAGCUCCCAGUGUCCUCCCACGUCUCCGCCACCCUGUUCCUCCUCUUCCUCCUCCAUGUCCUCGUCAUCGUCGUCCUCCUCGCUGCUCGGACUGGAGACCGUCCAGCAGCAGGCGCCGCAACCUCAACAGCAGCAAAGCAUGAUGGGAGGACCGGAGUGUCUACACGGGGGGCAGGCGGUGCCUCAGGACCCCUCACCCACCUCCACUUGCCCUCCAGGGCCCCCUGGACCUCCGGCUGCUGCCAACGGGAACAGUGACAUCAUGGUGAACUUUGACCCCGACCCCGCAGACCUGGCGCUGUCCAGCGUCCCGGGACAGGAGGCGUUCGACCCGCGGCGGCAUCGCUUCUCCGACGAGGAGCUGAAGCCUCAGCCCAUGAUCAAAAAGGCGCGCAAGAUGCUGGUUCCUGAUGAGCAGAAGGACGAGAAGUACUGGAGCCGGCGCUUAAAGAACAACGAGGCGGCCAAGCGCUCGCGGGACGCCCGGCGGCUGAAGGAGAACCAGAUCUCGGUGCGCGCCGCCUUCCUGGAGCGCGAGAACGCCGCCCUCCGCCAGGAGGUGGCCGACAUGCGGAAGGAGCUGGGCCGCUGCCGGAACAUCAUCAACAAGUACGAGAGCCGGCACGGAGACUUGUGAGGCGGAGGCGGAGCAAGAUGGGAGGGAGGCGGGGCUUGGGGAGGGGAAACGAGAGAAGGGCACAACCCGACGACAGCAGCACUUUAGUUGAAGUGGCGAGGAUGGGGCGGGGCUGGAGUAGACCUGCAGUAAGCACUGUGUGACACCGGGCGCAAACAUAAGCUGAACUUCAGGAAGUCACGACAGAACARCACAGUCACCGUUUUUUUUUUCCUGUCCCGUCCCGUCGCCCGGCCUGCAACGCCUCGCCAGCUUCCRUCACUUCGGCUGCCGUGCUUGCGCCCGGUGUCGCUCUGCGUUUUUUGCAGGUAGUGCAUUCCGGCCGCUGCUCUGGCCAGUUCAAACAGGGUGUGGAAAUCACAAUAUGCCAGUGAAAUCUUACUUUUUUUUUCUUAAAGCUCGAGGCUUUAUGGACACAAGCCAGGAAAGGUCAGGUGGAUAUUUUUUUGUUGUUUUCUAUAACAAAAAAAAGUGUAUAUUUUUGAAUUGGGCAGGAAAAGCCAAGACUAGUCCAGCAAAAAAGGAGAAGAAAGGAAAAGGUGCAGGGUUUUUGUUCUUAAUGCAAAGAGAUUUUGACAAAUGAUUAUUGUAUAUUUUUCUAUUAGUAAAGAUAUUCUGGAGGAUUUUGGAGAUAAUCUUUUGUAUAUUUUAUAUAUGGGGAGGGGUGGGGCUGUUAGCUGGACGCUCACGGGGCCACAUAUAGCUCUUUUUCCUCUUAGCUGUUUAUUGCUUAACAACAAAUGAUCUAUUUUCAACAUUACAGAGCUGGUUCGGCAGAGGUGAAACAGAGAAUGUAUCAAGGUUGAAUCAGGUAUUUUGCUCAGUCGGAGACAAGGUGAGGUAUUUCAAUAAAAUUUUUUUGGGGUUGGAGCGACAAGUGGAAGAAACAAAAACUGUAUAGUUUAAAAAAAAUGUGUUUGUUUUCCUUGUGAGCUCAUUUUGAGCACUUGAGUUGUUCUCUUCUCUUCAAAUAUGUUGAAUAAUCACAGGGCUUUUUAUUUUUAAAGGUGAAAGAGAAAAAAGUAUAAAACAGGAAGUGAUCAGCCAUCAAAACACCUGGAUUUGAGCAGAUGUUUUUGAGAAUAAAGAAACGAAGGAACUCUUUUUUAAAUCUGGCAGGUUUGCAUUUAAGUCGGUGACUUGUGUACUUUCUAUUUACUCCUCAAUCAUGUCCAGGAUGGGCAAAUAAACGUAACACUAGCUGGUUUAGGGUUGAUGUGCCCACGUUGAACAGUGACUGAAAGCGUCAGCAUGAAGACACAAACACUAAGACAAGCACAGACCUCGUCCUGGUUUUAAUCCUUAUUGUUGUUGGUGAUGUUGUUAUGAACUUCUAUGGUGCUGAUCUGAUCCUCUACCUGACAAACURACACACACACAGACAUUUUCACACAUAUGCAAACACACAUCUCACUUUACUGAACUGCCUAUACCUUUUAUUUGUCUUUUAUUCAAUUAUUUUGUGUUUAUUUUUCUUUAGUUUCAAACUGUAUUGAUUAAUCUAUAGAACAAUACACAAACACUUUGUUUAUACCGCCCCCUUCAAACUAUACCUAAUGAGAAAGAGAAACGCACCCGACUGCUACUGUACCAUACAACUGUAUUAUUGAAUAUUAAAGUAUUCUUUCACUAGA
Molecule: messenger RNA, 4174 nt
Organism: Austrofundulus limnaeus
Lineage: Eukaryota; Metazoa; Chordata; Actinopteri; Cyprinodontiformes; Rivulidae
Gene: dbpa
Product: D site albumin promoter binding protein a
Exons: 6
Coding region: 1419-2540 (373 amino acids)
Biological process (GO): regulation of transcription by RNA polymerase II
Cellular component (GO): nucleus
Molecular function (GO): RNA polymerase II cis-regulatory region sequence-specific DNA binding; DNA-binding transcription factor activity, RNA polymerase II-specific
Source: RefSeq, a predicted model, not a curated record